AUGAUUUUCGUUUACCCAAUACUCUUUCUUGUAUCGUUUCUUCUCUACAACGUGUACUCGCUGUAUUUAAAUUACAAAGAUGCAUCGGCAUUGGGAUUGCCCCGCGUAAUCAGCCCUAUCACUCCUGAUAACCCUUUGUGGAUUGCACUCCAAACGAUAUUCAAGACUGUUGUACGGCAAUUCCCCUUCAGUGCAUUUUCAUUCACGAGACACACCCGUCUGGGAUGGGAAUUCCACGAUAGGUUCCAUACUCACGUACGUCUUGGAGACGCUUGGAUUCUGGUAACGCCCACAAGAAACUGGAUUUUUGUAGCAAACUCUGCCACUGUUACUGACAUCUUUUCUCGUGGUCGGGACUUUGUACGCCCUAUAUGGAUGCUGGAAGCCCUCAAUGUCUUUGGACCAAACAUCUCGACUGCAGAAGGACACGAUUGGCAGAGACAAAGAAAACUCACUGCCACUCCAUUCAAUGAACAAAAAAGCCCUCAGGUGUGGGACGAAUCUUUUCGCCAAGCCGAGGAUAUGUUGCAGUCAUGGUGUUCUCAAAGUAGGGAUGGGACAAAUGCAACGCCGGACGAUACUAGAACUUUAGCUUUACACGUGCUUGCAUAUGUUGCUUUUCAAAAGUCAUACCCAUUUGGUAGCAUUUCUCACCACACAAUUCAGGAUCAAGACUUUCUGACUUAUCGGGAUUCUAUCUCGAUCAUCCUGGAGAAUGCCCUGCUCACAAUGGUUCUUCCCGAGAAGCUGUUCAAUCUGCCAUUCUUGCCACGCAGCUCUCAGCAAGUUGGGUGGGCAAUCAAUUCAUUCCGCAACUAUAUGGCUUCCCAAGUGGCAGCGGAGAAGAGAUUAAUACAGAAUGGCGAGUCUGGUAACGGGAACCUGGUCAGUAACUUGGUCCGAGCCUCGAACGAAAGCCAUUCUACUAGCCUAGAUCCCGGCGAAGACAAUAAACUCAAGCCUUUGACAACCGCCGAAAUCCUUGGUAACAUCUUCGUGUUCAAUUUUGCUGGACACGAUACGACUGCUAUAUCGCUUUCCUACUCCAUGCUACUUUUGGUGGCGAAUCCACAGGUUCAGGAUUGGGUUCACGAAGAAAUCAAGUACUAUGUUGGGGGUCGAGAUCCUAAAACACUGGCAUACAGUGAGCUGUUUCCGAAGCUCAAGCGAUCUCUUGCGGUUUUGCUUGAAACACUACGUCUUUAUAAUCCUCUUCCCGGUAUACCAAAAUAUACCGGCUCCAAGUCCACCGACCUGGUAGUCGAUGACCAGACCUAUCACAUUCCUGCCAACUAUUUGGUGGUUCCUCAUUUGCAAGCUUUGCAUACACACCCCCGUCAUUGGGGUGGUGACUCCCUGACAUGGCGUCCAGAAAGAUGGAUUGAAAACUCUUGCAAUCUUGAGAAAGAAAGUCUAUUUAAUCCACCCAAGGGCACUUACUUUCCGUGGUCCGAAGGGAUUAGGAACUGCCCCGGCAAGAGGUUUGCGCAAGUUGAAUUUGUUGCCACCUUGACAGCACUUUUCAGGAGCCAUGCUGCCGAGCCAGUGCCCAACAAAGGCGAAUCCCUCGACGCAGCUAGGAAGCGAACUUUGGACACUGUCAAAGAUAGUAACGUGGAGUUACUUCUACAAAUGGCAAAUCCAAGAAGUGUUUCUAUCCGAUGGAGACAAAGGCCAGCUGAAAAGUAG
Messenger RNA from Botrytis deweyae, 1689 nucleotides. RefSeq lists its product as uncharacterized. Gene Ontology annotation, molecular function: monooxygenase activity; oxidoreductase activity, acting on paired donors, with incorporation or reduction of molecular oxygen; iron ion binding. NCBI's taxonomy places the organism in Eukaryota, Fungi, Ascomycota, Leotiomycetes, Helotiales, Sclerotiniaceae. The transcript has 4 exons. Bases 1 to 1689 code for a protein of 562 amino acids. The record is from RefSeq and is a predicted model, not a curated record.